Hypomesus transpacificus is the source of this 2262-nucleotide messenger RNA. RefSeq names its product calcium-activated potassium channel subunit beta-4-like. NCBI's taxonomy places the organism in Eukaryota, Metazoa, Chordata, Actinopteri, Osmeriformes, Osmeridae. Gene Ontology annotation, molecular function: potassium channel regulator activity; calcium-activated potassium channel activity. Gene Ontology annotation, biological process: detection of calcium ion; potassium ion transport. The coding region runs from base 386 to 1132 and encodes 248 amino acids. The transcript is spliced from 3 exons. Gene Ontology annotation, cellular component: membrane; voltage-gated potassium channel complex. The record is from RefSeq and is a predicted model, not a curated record.
AGCGCACAUCAUCCAAGGCAAGGGCACAUAUUUGCUCAGAACCCCGUGCUAUUUCUGCAUAAGAGGCUUACCUAAUCCCAGAUGCAACAUACAGCUUCAACAAAGUCCAAAUCUGGACGGAGCGUCGAGAUAUGCAUCAGAAACCUCACGCGUAAGAGGAGGGGGCAGGGCAGCACUGGCGACUCCGCUUUUGCCAAGUUCUCUUGACACCGGGCGGCAGACCACAGAGACUAGAGAGCUGAGAGAGUGGCAAAGGGAAGUUUUGAAGAAGAAAUAGCUCCUAUUUGGGGCUUCCUAUUGGGCUGGCCGGAUAUAACAGACGCGCCCAUCUCCAUCGCUUCACAAUCUUUUCAUCCAUGCAGCUAGUUAGACGCACGGACCAGGAAUGAUGGCGAAAAUGAGGGUUUCAUACGAGUACUCGGAGGCGGAAGAUAAGAGUAUUCGACUGGGACUCUUUCUUAUAGUUUGCGGCAUUCUGUCUCUCUUCAUUCUCGGCUUCUGCUGGCUCAGCCCGACCCUCCAGAGCAUGCAGAGCAAGCCCUCCAACUGCACCGUGGUGUCCGUGCUCCGGCCGGAGGAGAUGUUCGAAUGCGUCUUCACGUGUGGGGCGGACUGCAAGGGCACGUCCCUGUAUCCCUGCCUUCAGAUCUUUGUCAACAACUCCGAGUCCAACUCUGUAGCUCUCCUCCACUUUGACGAACAGCAGUUGGUGCUCAAUCCAAAGUGCUCGUACGUUCCGCCCUGCGAGCGAGACAACCAGAAGAACCAGAAGAACGUUCUUUGGUGGGAGGACUACUGGACCAAGGAGGUCAGCUCCCAGUCUUUCACCUGCUUCUUCAACCAGCAGAGACGGCCAGAUGACGUCCUUUGGCGUCGUUCCCACGACUCCAGCGUCCUCCUCCACUGUGUCCUCUGGCCAAUGGUGAGCCUGCUGGUGGGCACGCUCAUUGUGCUCCUUACUGUUUGCGCGCGGAGCCUAGCCGUCCGAGCCGAAGCCCUCCAGAAGAGGAAGUGCUCCUACGAGGUGGCCGACGCCUCCCAACAAGGCAAGACGCAUGUGAACCCCGCUUCCUCCACACGCACCCUGCCGCUGUUCGCCGUGCCGGUCCGACGCCGCGACCGCGAGCACUAGAACGCGGUAUCGCCACGGGGACAGGUCAUGCAAGACUCCCAACGCCGUUCUAGAACGUGGGUUUAACGCAACAACGGAACAUAGAGCCGGGACAUUGAACUAGAACUUGUGUGUUUUGUUCACGACAAUGAUGAUAAUGAUGAUGAUGCCGUGGAGGAGGAUGAUGAAGACUGCGAACAUGUAGCACCUAGUAACAACCUCCUAGACAGGGUCAGACACGUCCACGUGACUGCAGAUGAAACCUGAACUCUUCUGAAUGGAGAGAAGAAGAAGGGUGUGCUCGUGUCACCUGGACUUCACCCAGGUCUAAUACAGCACUAACCAAGGUCAAUGCUCCUCUAGGUGGGUAGCUAGCUGAGGAUGCCGGUAGCUGACGCCCGCUGUGCCCUGGUUUUGGGGGCAUAGCCGUAGAGACAUGUCCCAUUGCUGUGUGUGUUCCGCUUUUCGGAUUUUGGUGGUCUGUCUGUAGCAUACCUCUAAACCACUGCUGCUUGUUGUAUUGUCUCUCUGUGUGUGUAUAGACAUUGCUGGUCUGUGUCUCUGUGAUAAUGAAGAUUGUAUUACUCUGCUGGUCCAUCUCUUACUGUCAGACCACAUACAAGCACCCGCUCCUGCGCCAGCUGUGGAAGAGAACCCCUGGAUUCUCCUCAGAAGCACGCCCUUCAAGACUCUGUAGAACUGCACACGCUUGAAAAUAUCUUCUGAAUAUUUCUCUCAUGGCUCACCUUUCUCUCUUUCUCUCGUUUCCUGUGAUAUGUCACAAAAUGAUUGUUUUUUUCUAAGCCACAGUAGCAAACUUUUGUUUUCGCCGUGUAUCCCUUGAGCUGUCUUUUGGGAUCCAAAGUGUUCAACUGUUCCAUGUAUGAACUGUUAUCCACAUGACCCGUGACACUCUGCUCCAAAGAAAAUGAUCUCUCAGUCUCCUCUAUCACCCAUGUAGCUUCUCUGUAUUUGUAUGACAGAAUGUAAGACAUUUUUUGUCCUUAAGCUUAAAAUGAAUGAUAUUUCGUACUUAAAGCCAUAUGCUAACAUUUGAGUGCAGCAAGGGACUGCAGUAGUUGCAGAGUGCGUUUGGCUUCUAGCAGGCUCAGUGUGGUCCCGAGAUCGAAGAAACAAGCUUUUCAAAAGCU